AUGGCGCCCGCCCGGCGCGCGUGGGGCUGGGGGCGCCGGGGCGCCGAGCGCGCGCCGCUGGCCAAGCCCGCGGUCGCUGAGCACACGCUCUCGGAGUUGCUGGAAAGGCUCUGGUUUCAAGGCCGGCUUGUGCAAAACCGAGGUCUGGAGAGCUGCGCGGGCAGCUGUCUCUGUGCCCUGACCGCCAACGUGAGGACAGUCGGGGACGCCUGGAGACUCCCGUGCCCACAGACGUGCCGCCGAGAUCCGCAGAGAUGCCACCCCUCGGCCAGCGUGCCUGUCGGGGACCGUUUCUCAGCCGGGCUUGCUGGGGAGCCCCGGCGACGCCCUUCCCGAACCUUCCUUCUAACUGUCUUAAAACAACGCCACAGCGAGCCUCUGCGGGAGCGCCCGGUGCCCGGCGCGCCCGCCUGCCUGGCCCUGCCCGGGGUGCUAGGCGUGGGUUGGGGCGCCUACCGGCCCCCCAGCCUCAGUGCUCCGCCUUCGCUGCGCGGGUCAGCAGAGGACGGAGAGCGCUCGGGGAGCUGCACGAGGCUGCCCCCCCGGCCUCCGCUGCGCUGGGCGCCCGCGGGCAGCUCCGAGCAGGAGACGCAGUGUGGCUGGAGUGUGGGGCCCGGCCUCGGCGAGCGACACCACCGACCCCGGCCCCGAGCCAUCUGGACGCCGAGCGCGAGCGCGUUUGAAGUGGUUUGGGGGCUCUUUGUUUGCCAGGCCGCGCUGGCUCUGGGCCUGGAGGUGUUUACGGCUUUGAUGCCUUUGAACCUAUUCCCAGGUGACCCGGGCUCAAUUAGGCCCGGGCCUAAGCGCUGUCAGGCAAGCUGCGUGAUCAAGGGCGGGCUGGGCCCUCUUAGUGGAGUUGAACCCGAGGCCGGAAAGCGAUCGGUCUCUGCUGCUUCUCCAGCCAGCCAGGCGUGCCACGAGGUGGGGCCCGCGGGCCGCGACCACCGCCUUGGGAAACCAGAGGAGGACGGCAGAGAGCCGGCCCUUCGCGCCCCUGUCCGGGGGCCCUGGCUCUGGCCGUUCUAGGGGCCGUUUUCCCAACAGUCCGUCAAGGAAGGUAGAACGCCUAGGAGCGGGCCCUCGCAGGCACGUGACUCCGUGUCUGCGCCCCAGACCCGCGGCCCCACAGUCCGAUGACUAAAGGUUCUACAGAGCCACCGCACCCAGCCCCACCCGGCCUGACCGCCCUCCUUCCUCGGCGCUGGGAAGGCCCCUGGCUCCUCCAGCGCAGCAAAAUAGCUUUCCUGAUCCCUUUCUUUAUAAUUCUCAAAUAAAAAUUUAAGGAAAGAGAGAGAAGCCAGGCCCCCCAGCUGUCCUGACCCUGCUGGGGUGCGACCCCUCCUGGGACUUCACUGAUGAAAAGGGCCUGUUUUUCCAGAACUGGCCUUUCCCUGGCUUCUUUGCUCAGUGACAGCAGCGAUCUGCCGCUCUUUUACCAACCCUGUGUGGGGCUAAGGACCCAGAUGGCCACAUCUCCCCCUUCCCAGAUGGGGAGGGCUUUUACUACUAGUAGAGGAGCUGCCUGGUAGCCUGUUUCGCCCCCGCAGUCUCUCUGUCUCUCUGCCUCUCUGCCUCUUUGCCUGUCUCUCUGUCUCUCUGUCUGCUGCAUGCUCCUGUGUCAUUCUCUGGCUCUGUCGGUGUGUCUCUUUCUGUCUCUCUCCAGCAGAGAGAGUUCAGAGUUUAAUUUGAAAGAAAAACAGCUCCGCUUUGGUCCUGAACAGCAGAGGACUCAGUACAGUCCUGAGGACCAGAGGACCAGAGGCCCCAGGGACGCUUUGGAAGGGGAGUGCAAGCUGGAUUGCAGGCUCCUCUGCCUGGAGAGAUGGGCAUGGUGGAUUUCACCUGAGACGCCCAGCCGCCCUGGGGCUGUCAGAACCAACAGCCCAGUUCAAUAGUAUGGACACGCUUUCUUCACCGCAUAUCUUUUCUAUUUUAAAACACUUUAACAAUGAAUUAAAGCGUUGGAGUCUGUGAUACUGAUGGCUGCUGGAGAAAACCUUUGUUAACAGAAUUCGGAGUCUCUGUCCUGUUGUACUGUCAGUCCCUCGGAGUCAUUACCUGGGCAGUGACCGACUUCAUAAAUAGGAGAAAAUGAGGCACAGUGACAUUUAGCAGCGUUUCCAACGUCACCUGCAAGUUAGCCGGGUAACUGACAGCAUUUCUCUCUUUUGAGGAGGGGGAUUUGCUGAAUUAAACCCGAAAUGAAAAUGUCAUCAAUUUAGGAAAUAAUAGAUGAUUGAUUCAGUUUGAGUUUUUUCUUGUAAAAAUUAAGUCAGUGAUGAGGCUAGUAAAGCCAGUGUAUUAAUACCCUAAGUAACACAAGGUAUCUCUGUGUGAGUAUUCAUUGCAGGACCGCACAGGCUCCCUGGACUUGAGUUAAAUAUCACACAACAAAGAUUCACGGAAGUAAAUAUGCAGUUCUUGGGGUACUUAUUCAUUACUGAGUAUGGAAAAUCCUGUCAGGGCUUCCUUUCACAUAUGUAAAAAAGUGCUUUGUUGCAUGCGACUUUGUUUAAAAAAAAAAAAGACAUGGUGUUCUGAAAGA
Callithrix jacchus (white-tufted-ear marmoset) is the source of this 2545-nucleotide messenger RNA. The record is from RefSeq and is a predicted model, not a curated record. Lineage: Eukaryota; Metazoa; Chordata; Mammalia; Primates; Cebidae.